CUGCACACCUUGGCCUGGCUCAACCGGCUCACCGACAACAAACGCGGGCGCCAAGAGGACACGGCUCAUCGGUCGGUGUCAUCAAUGACGUCUCACCUGUAGCUCAGUCAGUGGUUUAAUACACCUCCACCGACUUGUAACGCAGCGAAGUAUGAGGAGUGUGCGUAAUGUUUAACGUCGUUCACCAGGGUAGGAAAUACGUGCCCACGCGCUCUUCGGUCACGGAUGACUUUCCAUUAAACGUGCGGACUGUUCAUAUCAAUCAAUACCCCGGUACGCAGAGCGAGGCACCGAAGGCUACUUGGCCGCCGCCGGGUGCUAAGAUGCGGAUCUCUAAGCCCAACAAGGGCGCGGUGGUUGUGAGAGCUGUCCGGCGGAACCAGUCCCCUCAACCGGCCGGUCUGGAGGCGGCUUGGAGUGAGAGAGGGCACUCUGGGGUGAAGCCAUCGGAGAGUUCACCCAGCCGUGAGGGGAGAAACGGCGAGCCAGGAGCCGGCAGGAACGGGAUGGAGGGUCACGGUGGAGGGCCAGCUCGCAGCAGGAAAAAGGGGUUCAGAGCCCCCGAUGUGAGGACCAUCUUCUCCCCCGGAGAGAGGGACCCCAGGGUGAAAGUGGAGUCCGGGGAGGGACACAGCUUCGAGCCCAGUGGCAAUGAAACCUGGUGUGAUGUUUGUUGCAACUACAUCUUCCAGCAUGGUCUCACCUGUACAGGUUGUAAGUACACGUGUCACACUGCCUGUCGGGACCGAGUGUCACUGGACUGUAAUCCUGCAACUUCAGCCGUCAGUCAGGACCAGCUCAACAACAACAACACACCACCACAUGUUUAA
Perca flavescens (yellow perch) is the source of this 830-nucleotide messenger RNA. Its product is annotated as ras association domain-containing protein 5. The coding region runs from base 168 to 830 and encodes 220 amino acids. The transcript is spliced from 3 exons. The record is from RefSeq and is a predicted model, not a curated record. Lineage: Eukaryota; Metazoa; Chordata; Actinopteri; Perciformes; Percidae.